Molecule: messenger RNA, 1833 nt
Organism: Belonocnema kinseyi
Lineage: Eukaryota; Metazoa; Arthropoda; Insecta; Hymenoptera; Cynipidae
Product: neprilysin-2-like
Exons: 7
Coding region: 1-1833 (610 amino acids)
Biological process (GO): protein processing
Cellular component (GO): plasma membrane
Molecular function (GO): metalloendopeptidase activity
Source: RefSeq, a predicted model, not a curated record
AUGGAAGAUAAACUGCAAAGUAACAUUGAAGGACCAGUUCAAAACAAUGAACCAAGACACAUCACACUAUCGAAAAACUUCUACCAGGCUUGCCUCAAAUCGAGUGCGACUCAAAAAAAUGAUCGCCAAGGCUUAUUAAGCAAAUUAAAAAAUAUGGGUGGCUUGCCUGUGCUUGAAGGAGACUCGUGGGAAGAGAAAAAAUUUGAUUGGGAAAAUGCAUCUUAUAGCAUGGUGAAUCAGGGACUUAUAAUGGAUAGCUUCUUUAACUUCGAUAUUGUCACAGAUUUUAAAGAUAGUACAAAAAAUGUUUUGAAUAUCGACCAACCAAUGCCACGUGUUGAUCGCGAAGCUUUGAUAAAGGGGUUCAAAGACAAGACCGUCAGUGACUACUAUCAUAACAUGAUUGACACGGCUGUAAAAUAUGGUGCAAAUAAAGGUAGAGCUCAAAAAGAAUUAAGGGAUGUUCUUGACUUCGAAAUAAAGCUCGCCGCUAUCACUCUGAGUGAUGAAGAAAGGCGUAAUCAAGCAGCUCUCGAAAACCUCAUGACAGUAAAGGAUCUCACAAGAAAAUAUCCAUUUGUUCACUGGAAGAAAUACUUCAACGCAAUUUUAAAAUCGGCGUUUAUAAUUGGUGAUGAUGAAAUAAUAAAAGUGAGCGUGCCUACUUUUUUCAAAAAUUUGGGUAAAUUGCUGAAAAAAACUCACAAAAGGGUGCUAGCUAAUUACCUCCUCUGGCAAGUACUUGAAGGUCAAAUUCAAGGUACUUCCUCUAAGCAGGAUUGCCUCGAUAUGACAACUGGAUUUCUAGGUUUGAGUGCUGGGGCUCAAUAUGUCAGGAAAUACUUUACACCAGAAUCUAAGAAAAGUGCAGAAGAAAUAGCAGUCAGUAUUGAACAACAAUUUUCGAAAAUGCUAAAAGAGGUCGUCUGGAUGGAUAAAAAAACAAAGACGAGGGCUUUGGCUAAACUCAAAUCUAUGAAAAACGUCAUUGGAUAUCCUGAUGAAAUUCUCCAUGACAAGACUGUUGACGAAUAUUACAAGACAUUGGAAAUAACUCCAACUGAUUUAGUUCAAGCCAAUGCAAACCUUACCAUGUUUAGGCUAGACCAUUCUUUCAGUAAUUUAAGGAAGACUAUAGAGAAAUCAGAUUGGCCAUGGGUAUCCUGCGCUUAUACCAUAACUGGCACAAGCACUGAAUAUGAUGACCAUUUAAACCGAAUAAAUGUCCCUGCCGGAAUUCUACAAGACAUUUUCUUCGAUAAGGAUAGGCCUCAGUACCUGAACUAUGGUGCGAUUGGAGCGUUUGUCCUUGGAAAUAAACUCACUACUGCGUUUGAUUACGACGGUAGACAAUUUGAUGAAAAUGGAAACCUUGGGGAUUGGUGGACAGCAGCAACUAAAAGAAAAUUUCGUCGGAAAGCGGCUUGCAUUACACAGCAGUAUAAAAAAUAUACAGUAAAAGAUGGCAGCAUCAAAAUGAGUGGUACUAAAGUAGCUAGGAAAAACAUUGCAGACAAUGGAGGCGUAAAAUUGGCCUACCUAGCCUAUGAAGAUUUUGUAAAACGUCACGGCCCCGAACCAACAUUACCUGGCUUGAACUAUUCCCAAUCACAGCUAUUUUGGAUUCAAGCAGCUAUGACACAAUGUGCGAAAUACACCCCAGAGUAUGUAAAAGACUUCAAUACUAAGUACAGCCAAUUCAUGGACGAAUUCGCAACUCCAUCAGAAUUUAGAGCUACAGGUGUAUUUGCUAACAUGCCAGAAUUUGCCAAAGACUUUGGUUGUAAAGCGGGUUCAAAAAUGAAUCCAGUUAACAAGUGUUCUGUAUGGUGA